AAUUGAAAGUAGAUCCAGAAAAAUGAAAAGAAGGUGUGGGGGAUGGAGGGGCAGGAGGGAGAGCCCAGCCAACUGGCAUAGUUUGACAUAUUCAGCUCAGCUCUAAAAGUCUGAGGCAGCCUGGGCUCCAAACCACACAGACCUAGAUCCUUCCUGCACGCUCCACAUCUGCAGCAUUGGGUUCUGGUAAAAGAAGGAGAGGAUGCAGAGUAGUUAAAAGCCAUUGUUUUGGUUGUGUGUAUUGGUCCUCUCUCUCUAUAUAUAUAUAUAUAAAGAUAUUUAUAUAUAUACACUCAGUUCUGUUAGUUAUUAAAAGUAUAAAAGCUCAACUACAAUGGAUCUACAGAAUGGAGUAUAAUAUUGAUUUCUACAAACAUUUUGCCUGGCUCAGAAAGGAAAACAUCAGCUCAAACAACAGUGAGUCCCACCAAGAGCGAUUAUCACGUCUGGAGGGAGACAAAGACUCGCUAAUUCUACAGGUGAGUGUGCUGACAGACCAAGUGGAGGCUCAAGGGGUGAAGAUCCAGGACUUGGAGAGUUCUUUGGUGGAGCAUCAGCACAAACUCAACUGUGCAGAGGAGAUGCUGCAACAGGAGCUUGUGCACCGGAUGUCACUCGAGAAACAGAAGGUUAAUCUUAUGGGGGAGGUUUCUUAUCUGAAACUAAAGCUGGCAGACAUGGAGGGAAAGCAGGUCCCUGGGACCGAGAGGCAGCACAAAGCAGAGACUGUAGUGAAUUUCAUUAGUGAACUGCAGGAGCAGAUGUGUCAGUUUCAGAAGGAGAUCAAUAGCAAGAUCCAGGAGAAAAAGCCCGUGGAGAUCUCGACUGACAGCAGGUUUCCAGUGGUGUGCCCCAGUGAGUCCGCUACUGGGCGUGGCAAAAACUUCCCGGUGUGCUGUGAUGGACCCUCGGGGGGUAUGCACAAGACAGAGGGGGCUCCAGACAGACCUUUGGGGAACCUGAGAGAGGGUAGCUCAGAUGCAGAGCAGCGGUGCCACUGCGGAGGAGAAAGAGUUUUACUUAAAGAACUCAGAAUUCUCAAGGAAAAAGUGCAGUACUUGGAGGACCAGAAGUUACAGUAUGAAAAGAAACUCAAGGCAACCAAGGCAGAGGUCGGCUGCCUUCAGCAGCUUCUCCUCAGCAAGAAUGCAGAAAUCGAGAGCUUGCACACUCAGUUGCUGGCCAGACCUCCUCUGACUACAGAGAUCUCAGAGAGAGACCAAGAACUACAAAAACUUCGCAGUGGAAUGAAGUCGCUGGUUGCUGCCAAUGAUGAAAAGGACAGACAGAUUGAGGAGCUCACACUGCUCCUGAAUCAGUGCAGACAAUUCAAAGAGGUUACUCACAUCUCAAGACAAGCUCCAUCUACUGUUCGUUCCUUGUCAAAUGGUCGGACUGCUUCAAGUAGCAGUGAGGAAGGAGACCAGGCGCUGACGAAGACUGUUGAUUCUGCCAGUACAAAAUCCGAUGAUGUAAAGUCUGAAAUUUCAACCAGUAGUUUGUCCUCCCAGCAAACAUCCUUUCAGUCAGCCCAGAAAGAAUGUGAUUCCAGAACAGAGCCACAGACCUCAUCAAGCAGCUUGAAUGACAUAACAAAUGGACAUUCACCAAAGUUUCUUCGUGGUGGUCUGGGGGAUGGUAGAAGUCAGACCUUGCCUGUGAAUUCAACUCUCCUGGAACAGGAGAUUGGUGAUGCAGAUAGCCAGAGUCAAAAAAAUCCAGAUGGGAGUGAAGAUGGAGACUCCUGCCAAAGAAAGUCGGAGAGAGCCCAUGACUGCACCUCCAGUGAGAACUCCCCUGCUCAUUGUGAGGGACAAACGCGGCCUGGCCAGCGAGCUGUGGGUUCUCCCGAAUACAUGAAGAACAAUAGGAGCUUCAAGAGAUUCUGGGGAAAGCUUCGAAGAACCCAGUCUGGGGGCUUCCAAACUGCAGAUCCAGAUGCUGGCCAGUUUAGAAGAGGAGGUUUGCGAGCAACAGCAGGGCCUAGACUUACCCGGACCCCUGAAUCUAACCCCACACGUGAUCUGAAUAUUCCAUUCAGCCAAUGGACCAAGGAGCAGGUGUGUGGCUGGCUUGAGGAUUAUGGACUUGGCCAAUACAUCAAUCUCACCAGACAGUGGGUUGAAAGUGGGCAGACCCUUCUGUCAGCCACGCCUCAAGAUUUUGAGAAGGAGAUGGGCAUGAAGCAUCCCCUUCACAGGAAGAAGCUGCAACUUGCUUUGAGAGCCUUUACUUCUAAAGUUGCAGAGAAAUCUUCAGAGCUGGACUACAUCUGGGUCACCCGCUGGCUGGAUGACAUUGGAUUGCCUCAAUAUAAAGACCAAUUCCAUGAGGCCAGAGUAGAUGGUCGCAUGAUACAGUACCUCACUGUGAAUGACCUUUUGACUCUAAAGGUAACCAGCCAACUUCAUCACCUCAGCAUUAAAUGUGCCAUUCAUGUUCUUCAUGUCAAUAAGUUCAACCCAAACUGUCUUCGACGCAGGCCAAGCGAAGAGAAACAUCCAUCUCCUUCAGAGGUAGUGCAGUGGUCAAACCACUGUGUAAUGGAGUGGCUAAGAGCAGUUGAUCUUGCUGAGUAUGCUCCUAAUCUACGGGGGAGUGGCGUUCAUGGUGGCCUGAUUAUCUUGGAGCCUCGCUUCAGCUCUGAGACUUUGGCCCUGCUUUUAAAUAUUCCUCCACAGAAGACUUUGCUCCGACGUCAUCUUGCCACCGCCUUUGGUGCUCUGGUUGGGCCUCAAGCCAUGCAGGAGAAACGAGAGUAUGGCAACGCCACAGGCCAUGUGCCGCUUACUACCACUGCUAAAGUAAAACCAAAGAAGCUCGGCUUCACCCAGUUCAGUCAUCUGAGAAAGAAGAAACCAGAUGAAUCUGCAGACUACAUCUGCCCAAUAGACAGUGAUGCGCUAACGGUGAAUGGAGUUUCUCGCUUGCUGUCUCCAGCACACAGAGGCUUUAGCUCAACUUUGGACAGACAAGUUGAAAAACGGCAACCAGCAGCUGUAAAAUCUCAAAGUAAUGUUCCAGACAAUACCUGAAUAAACAAACAAGAAACUCAAUUCUCUCUGCCACUUCCUGACUUUAUAUUUGCUGAAAAAAGAAUGUGGAUUUCCUCUAAGAUGCAAUGUUUAGUUUUUAUCUGGAUGAGCCGGAAAUACAUUAUGAAUACACAUGACAAGUGCUCUGUCAUUGUCUUUUUGAUCAGAUAUAAUUUUUUUAAAUAUCUGUAUUUAAGAGGUAAAGACAGAUAAUACUAUGCAAAUAGUACUGCAAAGGCUGCUGCCUGCAUUCCUUAUGAAAAUUGAUUCCAAAGCUUAACUCAUUGCUGUUUUAUUGACCAUUCUAUACGGAAAUGUCUGUAUAUGUUUUGAUGUAUAUCAGGAUUUUCUGUACAGCGUAAUAAUUGACAUCAGGUACUUAAAGUAUGUUUCUCUUUACUUUUGGAUUUUUUUUUUUCAUUUCAAGUAGUGCGUUAGAUAAUCAAAUGAAGCUGUUUUGUAAAUGUUAUUUCUUUAAUUACAGCAUUAACUUAAGUAGUGCAUUUUCCUUAUAAAAUUGUCAUUUAUCAAGAAGCUUAUCUCAACAAACUGUAAUUUAAAAUAGUUUUCUAGCUAAAUAUGAUAAACAAAAUCUAUAGCUCAUUUUUUUUUUUUUUUAUCAGCUCUAAAAAGGACAGAGCACCAGACCACUUGAAUGGUUCAGUAAAUAAAUGCAUGCUAAUAUUUCCUAUGUAAAUAUGCUGAUGUUCUAUAAUGAUGUAAAACAUUAGAAAAACGCAUAUGUUUUCUUUCUUCCCUCCAACUUUCUUCUUGGCAUCACAGUAAUGUCUGUACUAUGGGUCUGAUCCCAUAUGACUUGGAAGUCGACUCUCCAUAGUGGUCUGGCACUUUCAGGUUAUUUAUAUUUAGGGCGAGCUUGGAGCUAUUUAUUUAUUUUUUACCUGCUCUUGUUUUUGGCACUUGUAGCAUUUUUCUGUUGCAUUUGUUUGUCUGUUUUUAGUUGAGAGUUGGAGUUUGCAUAAUUCUAUUUUCCUUGAUUGGAGAAUUAUUAUUAUUUUUAUUUUUUUGUUGCGGGACAGUCAGCUUUUGGCUGUGCAUUUGCAGCUGUCUACUAUUGGUUUUAACCCUUAAAGUACCCCCAAAUAGUUUAAUGUCUUAUUUUAGGUUAUAAAACCUGAAUGUUUGAAAUUAUAAACGUUAACUACAUUUAAAUACCUUAUCAAGCCAGAGAUAACUGCAAAACGUUGUUACAAACUUGCAAGUAUCAACAAUCCAAUGUGUCAGUUUAAUUAAACCAUUGGGAGCUGCAGCAAAUGCUAAGAAUGCAUCUGAAAGCAAAUAAUCUCAUGGAUUUAAAAGUAUGGUAUUUCCGUUUUAGAUUGGUAUUCAGACUGUUGCUUUACUCUUACUGAUUUAGAUGUACUUUUGCAUCUGUUUUACAGUGCUGUUUAACAAACAUUGGCCUGUAUGUGGGUGCAUGGGUGGCUGCUUUGAACAGGCUCAGAAAUCCUGCAAAAUGUUGUCUGGUUCUUUGAUUUUUAGUUUUACUUUGCAGCAAAAAAGACCUAAAUCACAACAUAAAGAUUUUGACAUUGUGGUAAAGAGGAAAUAACAGUUGAACAUGUUAGCUCAAUGUGUAGUCUGCUUUUCGCCUUUAUCUUUCUUUCUUUUUUAUUCAUUUUCAUUUGGAUGUUUAUCUCUGCAUUCAGUUUGUAGUUCUGUUUAUUUAAUACAUUUUGUGAUAAAAGUGGAUGGUAUCUGCUGGUC
Fundulus heteroclitus (mummichog) is the source of this 4763-nucleotide messenger RNA. RefSeq names its product PPFIA binding protein 2a (gene ppfibp2a). Lineage: Eukaryota; Metazoa; Chordata; Actinopteri; Cyprinodontiformes; Fundulidae. Gene Ontology annotation, cellular component: presynaptic active zone. Gene Ontology annotation, molecular function: protein binding. The record is from RefSeq and is a predicted model, not a curated record. Gene Ontology annotation, biological process: neuromuscular junction development.